CGGCGGCGGCGGCGGGGCUCCCCGGGCCGCGGUGCCGCCGGGAGGCCGGAACCCUCGGCGCGGGGCCGGUUUCCGUGCGGGCGGUGUCGCGGCGGCAGGGCCCCGCCAUGGCGGCGGAGGGAGAGGACCCGCUGGCCUAUUUCGCGGCCUAUGGCAGCUCCAGCUCCGACUCGGAGCCCGACGAGCCCCAGCCCGACGAGCGGGGGGCCGGGGGCGGCGCGGCGGCGGGGGGCAGCCCGGGGCGGCGGCCGAGGCUGCCGCCGCCCGACGAGCUCUUCCGAAGGGUGUCGCAGCCGCCCGCCUUCCUCUACAACCCGCUCAACAAGCAGAUCGACUGGGAGAGCCGCGUCCUGCGGGCGCCCGAGGAGCCCCCCAAGGAGUUCAAGGUGUGGAAGAGCAACGCCGUGCCCCCGCCCGAGAGCUACAGCCCGCCCGAGAAGAAGCCCCCGCCGACCCCUGCCCUCGACAUGGCCAUAAAGUGGUCCAACAUCUACGAGGACAACGGGGAGGACGCGCCCCGGCAGGCCGGCAAGGCCCGGUUCCUGCCGGACGAGGAGCAGGAAGCCCUGGCGUCGGAUGGUGAAAAAGAUGAUGAACCAGCCUCUGCUAAGAAACGUAAACUGGACGCUGGGGAGCAGACAAAGAAGAAGAAGUUAUAAGCACGGCGUGCUGGAUUUAGCCAUAAUGAGAAUUUCAAUGAACUUGCAUUUCUCUGCUGGAAUGGGAAACAAAUACAUGUUUACUGAAUUUCUCUCUCCUGUCGGGUAGGGAAUUUUAUUUCUGUAGUAUGCUUGCCUUUUGGAAAGCACAAAAUUAAAUGGACAGUGUUGUGAUAGGAACUCGUCUACUGAACAAAAUUUAAACCUGUUUCUUUAAAAGGGGGAUUUAGAAGAGGGAUCCACUGUGAUGGAUACUCGUGCUGAUGCAGGUGCAGGUUACAGGGCUUCGUGGUAUUUUGUUUAUCAAGAAACCUGGUAACGUUGACUUUUCCAUUGUGUCAAAACCUUUUAUAAAGGAGUAUAUACUAAAGAUUCUUUAAGUACUGCCCUGUGAUAUGUUUGCAUAAUGUUGUUUUGAUGUAUGUAUGUACAGACUGCAAAUAUGUCACUGGAAUAAAACUACAUUUGAAAACGUG
Chroicocephalus ridibundus (black-headed gull) is the source of this 1135-nucleotide messenger RNA. It is a transcript of the gene C8H1orf52, whose product is annotated as chromosome 8 C1orf52 homolog. The record is from RefSeq and is a predicted model, not a curated record. The coding region runs from base 108 to 659 and encodes 183 amino acids. NCBI's taxonomy places the organism in Eukaryota, Metazoa, Chordata, Aves, Charadriiformes, Laridae. The transcript has 3 exons.